AGAGAAAAUUCUUUAAGUAGUAAUUCAUAUUUAUAUAUAAAAUGUAGAGAAAUUAUAAAUAACGAAGGUAUAAGUUCUGAUAAAAAACAAUUAAUGUUAGAAAAUUUUAUUUUAAAUUAUGAAAAAGAAUUUACAUAUCAUAUAAUAAAAAAUAUGGAUUCAAGCUUAAAUGAUUUUAAAUUAUUAACUAGAAUUUAUAAACAUUCAACUCCACAGUUUAGAGAUAGAAUUCAUAUAUUUAUUGAAAAUAAUAGAAAAAGAAAUUAUGAAGCUUAUUUAAAAAAUAAAAACGAUAUAUCUAAACUAGAUCAACAGCUAGCUUUAGUUUUAUUUAUUAGUAUUGACACUGAUCAAUUAAUAAAUAUGCUUUUUAGUAAGGUUGUUAGAUUUAUUGGUUUAUCAGGUGGAAUAACACAAAAUGAAUUAUUAGGUAAUUUAUCUGAAGAAAUGUUAAUUUUAUUAAAAUAUAAUAUUAAAAAAAAUAAUAAAUUUUUAGAAAAUUUAUCUGAACAAGAAAUAAAUAUUAUUAAAGAUAUUGAAGAAAAAUUAGAUGUUUUACCUCAUGAAACUAAAUAUAAAUUUGGAUCUUUAUUAUUAGAACUUAUUUUAGAUGAAUUUGAUUAUAUAUUUACUAAAAAUAGUAUCUUUGAAAAAAAUGAACAUUACAUUUAUAUAUCUAUUAAACCUAAUUAUUUAGCAAUUUUAACUAGUUCUAUUUUUAAUCCAAUAAAAAUACCUAUGAUAGCAAAACCUAAAUUGUGGGAAUAUAAUAUCUCUAGUGAAUCUAAAAAUAUUGAAAUAACAAAAUUAGGUGGAUACUACUUAGAUCAAUAUAAUGAAUUAAGUAAAAAUAAUCAAGUUAUUAGACAACAUCCUUAUAAUAAAUUUAAUAGUGUAAUAUCAGAAGAUCAAAUAAAAUGUAUUAAUUUUUUAAAUAAUAUACCAUUCAAGAUUAAUAAAGAUAUGUUAAAUAUAAUUAUUAAAGAAUGGGAAAAUAAAGAUAGUAAUUUAUUUAAAGGUUUAAAUAAACCACAUCCAUUAACAAAUGAAUUUGAAAAUGUAAAAUCAUCAAUUAAAAAAGAUAUAUUAUCUCAUAAUUCUAAAUAUUGGAUUAAUACAAAUAUUAUUAAUAUAGCUUUAUUAAUGAAAGAUCAAACUAUUUAUUUUACAACAUUUUUAGAUUUUAGAGGAAGAAUUUACCCUACAUCUCAUUAUUUAAAUUAUCAAAGUAAUGAUUUAGCUAGAUCAUUAAUAUUAUUUAAUGAUAUAACGGAAAGUAUUAAAGAUAGUAGAUAUAACGAAGUAUUACAAGAAAUACUAGAUGAUAAUUCAUAUGAAUUAACAUCACAAAGUAAAGUUAAAAAUUUAAAAUUAAAUGAUAUAGAUUAUUUUAAAAUAUAUUUAGCAAAUACGUUUGGUAAAGAUAAAUUAAGUAGAAAAGGUAGAAUAAAUUGGGUUAAUUCUAAUAUUGAUGAUAUUUUAAAUUCAUUUAAAACAGAUUUUAACAUAUUUAAAGAUAAUUACUUAUUAAAUAGUAAAGAACCUUUCCAAUUCUUAGCUUGUAUAAUUAAUUAUAAUAAAAUUAAUGAAAAUGUAAAUAAAAAUGAAAUAAAAAUAGAAGUACCUAUACUAUUU
Molecule: messenger RNA, 1635 nt
Organism: Postia placenta MAD-698-R-SB12
Lineage: Eukaryota; Fungi; Basidiomycota; Agaricomycetes; Polyporales; Adustoporiaceae
Exons: 1
Biological process (GO): mitochondrial transcription
Cellular component (GO): mitochondrial DNA-directed RNA polymerase complex
Molecular function (GO): DNA-directed RNA polymerase activity; DNA binding
Source: RefSeq, a predicted model, not a curated record